UCCCUCGCCCCGGCGCCGCGAUCCAAGAUGGCGGCGCUGAGCAGCGGCAGCAGCGCCGAGGGGGCCUCGCUCUUCAACGGGGACAUGGAGCCCGAGCCGCCUCCGCCCGCGCUCGGCGCUUGCUACGCGGGGGGCAGCGGCGACCCGGCCAUCCCGGAGGAGGUGUGGAAUAUCAAACAGAUGAUUAAAUUAACACAAGAACAUAUAGAGGCACUGCUAGACAAAUUUGGAGGAGAGCAUAACCCACCAUCUAUAUAUUUAGAGGCCUAUGAAGAAUACACCAGCAAACUAGAUGCUCUACAGCAGAGAGAACAGCAGUUAUUGGAAUCAAUGGGAAAUGGAACAGAUUUCUCUGUCUCCAGCUCAGCUUCAACAGACACAGUUGCAUCAUCAUCCUCCUCUAGCCUCUCUGUAGCACCUUCAUCCCUUUCGGUUUAUCAGAACCCUGCUGAUAUGUCACGGAAUAACCCUAAGUCUCCACAGAAGCCUAUUGUUAGAGUCUUCCUGCCCAACAAGCAAAGGACUGUGGUUCCAGCAAGGUGCGGGGUAACAGUCCGAGACAGCUUAAAGAAAGCUCUGAUGAUGAGAGGUCUUAUUCCAGAAUGCUGUGCUGUUUACAGAAUACAAGAUGGAGAGAAGAAGCCAAUUGGGUGGGACACUGACAUUUCCUGGCUCACAGGAGAGGAGUUGCAUGUGGAAGUCUUGGAGAAUGUGCCACUCACAACACACAAUUUUGUACGAAAAACAUUCUUCACGUUAGCGUUCUGCGACUUUUGUCGAAAGCUGCUUUUCCAGGGAUUCCGGUGCCAGACGUGUGGCUACAAAUUCCACCAGCGCUGUAGUACAGAAGUGCCACUGAUGUGUGUUAAUUAUGACCAACUUGAUUUGCUGUUUGUCUCCAAGUUCUUUGAACAUCACCCCAUACCGCAGGAGGAGGCCUCCUUAGGAGAGACCACCCCAGCAUCUGGAUCGUACCCCUCAGUGCCCCCCUCAGAUUCUGUUGGACCACCAAUUCUCCCUAGUACUUCUCCUUCAAAAUCCAUUCCAAUCCCACAGCCCCUCCGACCAGCAGAUGAAGAUCAUCGGAAUCAAUUUGGGCAACGCGACCGAUCCUCUUCAGCUCCCAAUGUUCACAUCAAUACAAUUGAGCCAGUCAAUAUUGAUGACUUGAUUAGAGACCAGGGUUUACGAGGAGAGGGAGCCCCUUUGAACCAGCUGAUGCGCUGUCUUCGGAAAUACCAAUCCCGGACUCCCAGUCCCCUCCUUCAUUCUGUCCCCAGUGAAAUAGUGUUUGAUUUUGAGCCUGGCCCAGUGUUCAGAGGUUCAACUGCGGGUUUGUCUGCAACGCCUCCCGCCUCUUUGCCUGGGUCACUCACCAAUGUGAAAGCGUUACAGAAGUCACCAGGACCCCAGCGGGAAAGGAAAUCAUCCUCAUCCUCAGAAGACAGAAACAGAAUGAAAACCCUUGGUCGACGGGAUUCAAGUGAUGAUUGGGAGAUACCAGAUGGACAGAUCACAGUUGGACAAAGGAUAGGAUCUGGAUCAUUUGGAACAGUCUACAAAGGAAAGUGGCAUGGUGACGUGGCAGUGAAAAUGUUGAACGUUACAGCACCCACACCUCAACAGUUACAGGCUUUCAAAAAUGAAGUAGGAGUGCUCAGGAAAACACGACAUGUGAAUAUCCUGCUUUUCAUGGGUUAUUCAACAAAACCCCAGUUGGCUAUUGUUACACAAUGGUGUGAGGGGUCCAGCUUAUAUCACCAUCUACAUAUAAUUGAGACCAAAUUUGAAAUGAUCAAGCUAAUUGAUAUUGCACGACAGACUGCACAAGGCAUGGAUUAUUUGCAUGCCAAGUCAAUCAUCCACAGAGACCUCAAGAGUAAUAAUAUUUUUCUUCAUGAAGACCUCACAGUAAAAAUAGGUGAUUUUGGUCUAGCUACAGUGAAAUCACGAUGGAGUGGAUCCCAUCAGUUUGAACAGUUGUCUGGAUCUAUUCUAUGGAUGGCACCAGAAGUUAUUAGAAUGCAAGAUAAAAACCCAUAUAGCUUUCAGUCGGACGUGUAUGCGUUUGGGAUUGUUCUUUAUGAACUGAUGACUGGACAGUUACCAUACUCAAACAUCAACAACAGGGACCAGAUAAUUUUUAUGGUGGGACGAGGAUACUUAUCUCCAGACCUCAGCAAAGUACGGAGCAACUGUCCAAAAGCUAUGAAGAGACUAAUGGCAGAAUGCUUAAAAAAGAAAAGAGAUGAGAGACCCCUUUUUCCACAGAUUCUUGCCUCCAUUGAGCUCCUGGCCCGGUCAUUGCCAAAAAUUCACCGCAGUGCAUCUGAGCCCUCAUUAAACCGGGCUGGCUUCCAGACAGAGGAUUUUAGUCUCUAUGCUUGUGCUUCUCCAAAAACACCCAUCCAAGCAGGGGGAUACGGAGAGUUUGCAGCGUUCAAGUAGCCACAGCACCAUGGCAGCACCCACUCUGUUAUUUAAGUCUUGUGUUCCUACAGUUUCUUAACAUCAAAAUUCUAUUCUGCUCCACAAAACCUAAAGUAAUUUAGAAAAGAUAUCCAUAAGCUUAAAAGUGGAGCAGAAUGGAACUGCCAGUCCAACACAAUGGGAAAAAAAGUACCUUUUUGGGAACCAGAAUCCUCUGCUGCCAGUGUUUCUCCUUCAACACAAACCACCACGUGCAUUCGGAGACCCGCAGUGGCUGCCUGUGCCGUUGGCAUCAUUCCCAGGAGAGAGGAGAGGGCACUCGUGGUUUGACUGUGGUGCUCGGGCAUGAGGGGAUGGAACUGCUGCUGCAACUUAGGAGACUUGCUUUGGAUGGUCUGCUGGUCGGCUUUCUCCCUCUAACAACGUACCAUCAGAGGCUGAGUAUCUGAUGAGUGCUAAUUUAAAUGAAUCCUCCUCCCUUCUCAUCUUUUGUUUUCCUGGUGUACUCACUGAUUUAUGGACAAUGCAGUAUCCCCUUUUCACUCUGUGACAAUGUCAGACGCCUAAAUCUCUCUAUGUUAUUGGGUUUUAUUCCAGUAAAAUGUAAAGUAUGGGGUGAUAGGAGAUGGAGAAGAUGUUACUCCAAAGGCGAAGUGGUUAAUCUGAAGGAAAAGGGGAUGCUGCUGCACCUUUUUUCAGAUUUACUUUAUCACUUCUUCAAAAAACAAACAACCACCAACUGUAACCUUCUCCUUUUCCGGUAUUUUCUUGGUGUGUGCAAAUACAACGUCUUUUAGAAGGAUCAGUUACAUCCUUCUUUUGUUGGUCCAGCAACAAACUGAAGUUAAAAAAAAAAAUAAUGUAGCAAGAUUAUCCUCUUUUAUUUUUUCUUUUUGUAUCAUAUGACACAAUGUAUUUAUCAAAGAUGCUACCACAGCAUCUGAAGUCUGUAGAAUUCCUGAUACAGACUGUGAAUGGUGUAUGUACCUACUUUAAAAGUUUUAUUUUAAAUGAAGGUGCAGGUUAAUGCCAGGUACCUUACCAAUAUGUAAUGUUUUCAUAAAAGGGGAAAAAAGUUCUCAGGUUGAAUUGAAUACAAAUACAAAACCCCCUAGAAUUAGACAUUCCAAAAAUUAUGUUUUGGUACUUUCAAGAGCUUUUUUUUUAAAGGAUUUUUAUCCUGUUAACUAAACGUCCUCUAAUAAGUGUGUGUGUAAACGUGGAGCAUCUUGUCCUAAUGGCAAGCUGUUAGAUCAAAACAAAACGGUACUUGCUGGAUCCAUGCUGACUACUUCUCCUCUCAUUGCUUUCUUCCCUGUCAUCUCUUCCCUUUAACUGUUUGUCUUUCCCUUUUGUACACUUUGCAAACUAGGAUGAAGGUGGUGGUAUCUCCAUUAGAGUGCUCUGUUUUCCUGUCCUCCAAUCCUGGUUUUCAAAUGGUUGGUAGCUUUUUGACAAGUUAACCAGUCAGGGAAAAAAACAACUCAAAGUUCUGCACAUUGUUUACCUCUAGUAGAAUAUCUUGUGAUGUGAUCUGUUUGCAGAGUUCUCUGGUAUGUGGUAUUACUUGUAAAUUAUUUGUACAGAAGCAAGUCAGACCACAUUAGAAAGAAAUUAAAGCUCAGACAGUUUUCAGAAUUUGAUUCAUACCUGCCCUGUGCCACUCCCUCCAGGUGAGGCAGGAGAACCAACCCCCCAACCCAAGCUGGGAGAUUCUUGCUGGGGGGAGAUGGAGGGUGUUAAACAAAAUAAUGGCAAAUAAAUGAAGGAGUUAAAUGUGUGUGAAUGUGGUGUCCGUGCUAAACACGGGUGUAUUGGGUGAGGACACUGUCCUUCUCUCCCUGGGGGAGCUGGACUGUUUCUGUCUGCAGAAGGUUGCUCCCUGGAGAAGGGAGAAAUGCACAUUGGUAGUGGGACAUGCUUUUAAAACCCUGGAGUUCUGUGGUGUUGCUGGUAGUCAGUUAUGCUUGUCAGUAAGUAUUUACUGAGGUUAUAGGGACCAGACUAAUCUGAAGUGGGAAUUAUAACUGAAAUACUGUGUAUUCAUAUUAAUUCCACAAACAUUAGCAAGACAGCAAUAGUGAAUGACUUAAUAGUCACUACAAGAAUGAAGUGAUUCAUGUUGGUACAUGAAUAAAAUUGAUUUUGUGUACAGGAUGCAUUUUAAAAACAAAAAAAAAAGAGAAGAAGAAAAAAAAAAAAGCACAAAUUUUUUCUUGUCUGCUGUGGGUCUUCAGAUGCUGUAAGGUUUUUUCCUUAUUGAGAUUGGCAGGAAUUUAAAUAGUAGCAAUAGCCACUUUACAAUGUGGAGAAGGUAAUGAGUGAGCAGUGGUGCGCCUACCAGUGAAAUCAGAGUGCUCCCUCGUGAUCAUUUGAGGCCAAUACCUAAGAGGUGGAAAGAGCCUGGGGCCACUGGGGUCAGCAGGCAGGCAAGAGCCUUUACAAACUCCCAGAGGGUGAAGUAGUCGCUGCUCAUUCUCCCUCAAGCCCCUCUAUGGUUUGUGGCCUAAUUUGUACAUGUCGGACAUACUGGAAAUUAACGUUCUCUCGAAAUAAACUGUUAUCGGAGCAAGAAUGUACAGGUGGUUCAACAGUCAUUUGUUUCACAGAGCUUGUUGAAAGCCCUAGUUUCCUUCCAUAAGGUCAUGCUGGCAGAAGAUUGUCUGCUAAAAUAGAACUGUUAGGAAUUUCAUUCUAUCUUUGCUUAAAAUGAACUUAUUUUUGUGAAGAUUCUUUACUCGUUAGUCUACAAUAUGCUUCUUGAGCCCAUAGGAAAAGCACAAGGAAAGUUGCUGUCCUUGUCCAUGCAAAGCACUUUAUAAGUAGCACGUGAUCUUUGGGGUUUUUUUACUGGGGUUUGUUUGUACUUUUGGUUUUCUGUUUUGUUUUUUUCCCUGAGGAAUGUGCAAGUUGUUGGCUGCUGUUUAGAGAAGUCCUUUCAGAAUGCAUUUCUACUGGUUUUUACAUUUGUUUCCCUCCAGAUAGCUGUAGUAAUGUGUGUUUUUCUGUAAGAGGUCCCAUGUAAUACGCAAAACAUUGGAAGAAAUUUGAUUUGUAAAUAAUUGGUAUUUUUAUUUUUUCCCAAUCUUUGCCUUCAGGAGUUUUUCUGGAUGUUUUGCAUGCCAUCAGAACCAGUCUUAAAGGUGCUCUGUAGAUGUUUAUUGAAAGGGGAGGUAAGAAAAGACAAGAACGGAGUGCCCUGUAUGGCAGUGGGAUGAAGGAAGUAAACUCAAAUGCCCAGUAGAUUCAUGUCUGUUACACCAGAUUUCUUAAGCUUCCCUGUGGUGUCAGAAGCACAAGCACAUGCCGUAGUAUGGAAGUGUUAGCACUUAUUUCAUGUGCACGUGUUGGGACAAACAGAAUCACAGAAUUGUUCUGGUUGGAAAAGACCUUUAAGAUCAUCAAGUCCAACCAUUAAGCAUCUAGACAGCCAUACUGCUUUUAGCUCUACAGUAUCUACUAUCUAAUAAUUAUUUGCAAAACUACCAGUAUCCAGUCCCAGCUAUUCAUGUCUUUAUUAAUCACACGUACACCUUUCCCUCUGCCUUUCCUUUUCCAUACAGUUAGAAGAGCCCUGUUUUUUACAUCUUCCUUGCUAGCACAGUGUUUUUUCCUGUGGCAUAUUUGCUGGAACUGGAACAUUGUAGUGGAGCUUAGACCCAAUGGUAUAAGGAUAGAGGCCUGGUUAUUUUGAAAGGAAUUUCUGCAUGAAUUAAGUCCUACAUGGACCCGGAUACAAUUAGCCCAGUAAUUUCUUUUUUGCUAGACUCGUGCGGGUCAUUGAAUUAACCCACUUCUGCUUUUUAUGCUUAUCUAAAAUAAUCUUUUCUUGUACCUGAAUCCUCUAGCAGCAGAAUGAGGCCAAGUACUGCUAUCGCAUCAUGUUCUCUCAACAUCACUUGGAUUAGUAUGUGCUCAUUAGAGACAGAAUUUGGCCCUCAUGACAUAAAAUGAAUGAAACACUGACUAUUCAUAAGUACCACAUGUUUCCAGAAAUGCCAAGACUCGGGGGAAAACGCAGUCAGGAUGACACAUAAAUAGGUUUGCUUCAGUGUUUGCCUGGUGAUGUAAGUGCAUCUAGCAUUUUACAGAACAUUUGGGGAAGCUAGAUCCCCAGAAACCUCACAAACAUGUACAGGUUGAAGUUUUGAUAGCUGGAGGGGCUACAUUUAGGGAAGAAGCACGUAGACAUUUCACACUUCCACAGCCAGUAGAUUUCACUCCCUUGUUGACUGUGAGUGCAGCGUGUGUAGCACAAACUAUUCAUAGUACUGUAGACAUCGUGUCUUCUGUCUGUUGAAAAAAGAAUCACCAGUAGCACAAUGCAACAGGCAAAGCUUCCAGGUACAGUCCAGUUCAGUUAGAAAGCAGUUGCUAGAGUGGACUGUUACAGCAUCUCUGGGAAGGUGCUGGGUGUUCUGGUUUUCUGUUACAUGUUUUACUCAGAAGUUUAUAAAAUGAACUUUCUGUUUACUGCAGCCUUGUUCAUGUGCCAGGGGAGGAUAUUGGAUAUUAGGAAAAAUUUCUUCACCAAAAGAGUGGUGAGGUAUUGGAACAGGCUGCUCAGGGAGGUGGUGGAGACACCAGGUGAAUAUGGUGUUCUGAGAGAUGGUUUAGUUGUCACGGGCAUCUAGGGCAGCCAGUUGGACUUGAAGGUCUUUUCCACCUUUGAUGAUUCUAUGAUUCUACAUGCAUAAGCCCUUCCUGUUUGUAUUGGCAUGCAUUUUAAAUAAUCUUUCUUCGUUGCUUCUUUACUUCUUACCUAGUAAAUAAGAUUUUCAGAAGAGCAAAGUUGUUAAAAUCUUUUCUUUGCGUUUAAGUUCAAGGAUGCUAACACAGAAGCUACUAAGUCAGCAGCACCGUGACAGCAGUAAAUAACUAGGAAACUGUGGAAGGAGGAAACUGGGAAAACUGCAGAAUAUAGAGUACACCAAGAGUGAAAUCAGGUGAAAACAGGCCUAUCUCUUUACUUCAGAAAAGAGAGCUACCAAGACCCUCUCUGGUAAAUGGUUUACAUAGGGAUUUCCCAAAACAGUCUUUGCAGUUUGCCAAAUGAUCAUGUGCCUUCACAACCUUAAAAAGUACAACAGAAUGUAAACCAGGUGCUUUGUAACUAGAGUGGUGGCUUUGGUUUACUUCUGAUGCAGUAGUCUUGUAUAUAGCUAUUACUAUAGAUAAGAUAGUUUGGAGUUGGUAAACUUCUGUAAAGGGAGGGCAGAGAGCAUUCCCCAAAAUACCUGUGAUUAUUUCAAAGCUUAGGAAUGGAAGGAUACCCAAUUCAGUUACAGUAAACCUGCUGCUUGAAAUCUGCUCUAUCAAAAGUUAAAUGAGAUUCAUUUAAUUUAAAAAUAAAUAAGCCUUCCUCCUCCUCCAAAGGCACAAAGAACUUGUUGGAGAAAAGUAAUAGAAAGCUCUGAAGAGGCCCAAAGUUACACUGUUACAGCAUCUUGGAAUGAAGUAGUAGAUGAAAAAUGAGCACUAGAUGAGGAGAAAUUAAUGGCUAGCACUCAUGUAAUCUAAGUUCACAUAUAUUAGACCAUACAAUUAAUUCCUUGUCCCAGAAAGCGCAAUUAAUUUUGUUUUCUGAAAUAUCAGCAGGUUUCCUUAGUUCUUCCUCCAGCCUCUUGCAGUUUCUUCACGAUGCAGUUCCUCUUCAGUGAUCACAUACUGUCAUUGCACAUUAACCAUGGGAUAUGGUAGGUGUCUUGUCAGCUGAGGGGCAACCAGUAUGUUUUAAUUUGAUUUCUUAAAAUUUGAAACUGGUUAUGUAGACUUCUGGUAGUACCUACAUACCAAUGUCAUAUUUAACCUACUUGUCCAUAAAGGAGUCAUAAGUUUGGGUAUUAGUGCUUUUUCAGAUAUUUUCCUUUUCUUCUUUGGGGCAAGACUGUGGGCAAAAUGGUUAUAAAGUUAUUGUCUAAAUGCACAGUUCAUACAAAAUAUCCGACCCAUUUUAGUUUCAUUUUGUUCCUUUUAGAAAGCAAAGUGUAAAAACAUUUACUAAUGUUCCAGAAAUUAUCUGGAAUCCUUCUUCCUGCUCCAAAUUCUGCCCUUACAGUACACUUGAGACAAUGGAAUUUUGUCCUUUUUUUUUUUUUUUUUUUAACAAAAUCACAAAGAAACUCUUUCAUUAAGAGAAGGGAGCUGAAGGGAGUGUUUAGAACCUGGUGAACUACCUAGGCAUUUGCUUCAUUGCAUCACAGCAGCAGAGUGUUCAGCUCAUCCAGCCUCCUUAAGAGCCCACGGUGGCCUCUCUGGUCAUUUUGUCUAGUUUGUCAUAUUUGCAGCAGCCGUAGUUUAGAAUAAGUCUUGUGUGACAUUCAUUUUUGAGUGAGUAAGCCACAAAAGAUAAAAAAUAAUUGUUUUCUUUUUUUGUUUGGGUUUGGAAUACAGUUGGGGCUUGGUUUUGUUUUUUUAUAAAUGUCAUUCUGUGUUGCAUUUUUGUGUUCACCCGAGUUGAAAAAAAAAAAAACCUGUCUGUGUGUUUUGGAGUUGAGUGGGACAUUAGGAGAAGAAAUGAAGCCCACCACCUGGGCAUGGAUGGUGGGUCUAGGGGGGCAAAAUGGACCAAACCUGGGUGUUGGGUUAUUUGGGGAUGGUGGGGGUUUCCGAGGGCAUAAUUUAAAGUAACUCUUGUCUAAAAUAAAAUGUAAGUGCAAUAAAUGUGCUUUUUUUAUUCAAAGCUGUGAACCUUUAAGGGGAAAAAGAAAAAAAAAAAAAAGAAAAACCACCAAAAAAAAUAACAACAACAAAAAAAGCAUAUCUUUCCUUCAUGAGCCUCAUGUCCUGCCUGCCUCUCCACACUUCUUCCCCCCUCUCCACACUUCUCCUCAACUGACAGAAACCCAACAGUGGCCAACUUGCAUGUGUUGGCAACCCCAUUUAACAUUGCUUUUCUUCUGAUCUCGUUUGUUGGGAUUGGGGAAAGCUCUGCCCUCUCCUUCUUGCCCCCCUUGGAGCCCCUUUGGGAUCCGCCAGAGCAGGAUUUACCCCUACUCGGGAUGCAGAAGCCAGCCCACCUGCACUCUCUUCAUCCCAGCUGCGAGCACAGGGGGAUUCCUCCUGGCCCUUCCUCCUCCAGUCCCAACUUCCCUCUCCACCUCUUUUCAGGUGAAGUGGCCACCUCCCAAGGCCAGGCAGGUGACAUUUCUCUUAAGCAAUUGCAGAAGUAAUCGGUCAUCAGCUGCCUCAUGGGAUCCCUUUUCCCCUUUAUCACAAGACACAUGCAGGCUGGCCACUGUUGCCUUCUCAGACUCUGCCUUGUUUUGAAGGAGCAGGAUACACCUGUUUGUUGUGCAUGAACUUGCACCGUCUCUCUUUCUGACUGGAGCGCAGGCUGCUUUUCCUAGUCUAGGAAAGGUGCCCCAGUCUCUUGGGGGGUUUCCACGAGAGGCACAACCCGUAUGUUUCAUUAAAAAGUGAUGGAAGGUGUAGCACUCGGUCGUUGGACCCUGUGGGGGCGCCAGGAGGACUGGCUUGUUUAAAGUGUAUAGAUACAGAGAUCUAUAUCCUUUAAACUUGAUUAUUUUUAUAUAUAGUCAAGACAAUGGCAUUACCUCAUAAUACAGAGGCUUGUUUAUGAGAGGCAAAAUACCUAGUAAGGAGAGGAAAGGGAAAUUUAUAUACAGAUUUGAUUUUGUUUGUUUGUUCCUUAGUGCAAUGAAAUGUGUCCCACCAAUUUAAACUCUGUGCUAACACAACAUUCCUUUCAGCUGUUGGUUGUUGGUUUUUUUUUUGACCACCAGAGGUUUUUGAGGGGCUUAUGACUGCGAAGUAGAAAGUCCAGUCUGGUUACUUAAAAAAUAAACAAACAAACAAAAAACAAUUGUGUUAGUAGAUUUCCAUAGCUGCUUUUUAAAAUCUACAAUGGAGUAAUUGUUUUGAAACUUGUAUUUAUUUUUUAAUUCAUAACAAAAUGUUUAUUUUUGGUUUUCUGUUAUAUAGGUCAUGGCAACUCCCAUUCUUUCCUUCUCAAGUUUCCCCUGUAAUUGCCAAUACAACUUAUUUUUCUUGUUUGUUCCUUUCCCUUUUACUUUUGUUGUCCCUUCAUUUGUACUUUGGAGUUUUUUUUUUCUCAUGUAAAUUUGUACAAUGGGAAAUAUUGUCCAGUUUGGUUAGAGAGCAUGGAGACUUAAAACAUAUUAAAAUUUGAUAGCUGAAUUCAGAUUGAAGAAAACUAUUUCUGUGUAAAGUUAUUUAAAGAACUCUGUAUUAUAUAAAAGGCAAAAAGUUCUAUGUACUUGAUGUGAAUAUGAGAAUACUGCUAUAAUAAAGAUUGACUGCAUGGAAAA
Apus apus (common swift) is the source of this 10721-nucleotide messenger RNA. RefSeq names its product B-Raf proto-oncogene, serine/threonine kinase (gene BRAF). Bases 28 to 2448 code for a protein of 806 amino acids. The record is from RefSeq and is a predicted model, not a curated record. Gene Ontology annotation, molecular function: protein kinase activity; ATP binding. Lineage: Eukaryota; Metazoa; Chordata; Aves; Apodiformes; Apodidae. The transcript has 20 exons. Gene Ontology annotation, biological process: protein phosphorylation; signal transduction. Gene Ontology annotation, cellular component: mitochondrion; plasma membrane; cytosol.